Lodderomyces oxycetoniae is the source of this 1092-nucleotide messenger RNA. It is a transcript of the gene ERG20, whose product is annotated as bifunctional (2E,6E)-farnesyl diphosphate synthase/dimethylallyltranstransferase. Bases 1 to 1092 code for a protein of 363 amino acids. Lineage: Eukaryota; Fungi; Ascomycota; Pichiomycetes; Serinales; Debaryomycetaceae. Gene Ontology annotation, molecular function: dimethylallyltranstransferase activity; (2E,6E)-farnesyl diphosphate synthase activity. The record is from RefSeq and is a predicted model, not a curated record. The transcript has a single exon. Gene Ontology annotation, cellular component: cytoplasm. Gene Ontology annotation, biological process: trans, trans-farnesyl diphosphate biosynthetic process.
AUGUCGUCGUCGUUGUCUUCAUCCACCGCUGCCACUGUCUCUUCUAAAGAAGUGUCACGCCAGAGAUUUGUCAAUGUUUUUGAAGGCAUUGUUGAAGAAUUGACAUCGAUUCUCAGAUCGUACAAAAUGCCUCAAGAAGCAAUUGACUGGUUCCAAAAGAAUUUGAACUACAACACCCCUGGAGGUAAGUUGAACCGUGGGUUAUCGGUGGUAGAUACGUAUGCGAUUUUAAACAACACUACAGCUGACAAAUUGAGCGAUGAGGAGUAUAAAAAAGUUGCUAUAUUAGGAUGGGCUAUUGAAUUAUUGCAAGCCUAUUUUCUUGUUGCUGACGAUAUGAUGGAUCAAUCCAAAACAAGAAGAGGCCAGCCAUGUUGGUACCUUGUUGAAGGUGUUGGUAACAUAGCCAUUAACGAUGCCUUUAUGUUAGAAGGAGCUAUUUACGAAAUAUUGAGAAGACAUUUCCGUCAAGAUUCCUAUUAUGUUGAUUUACUAGAUAUAUUCCAUCAAGUCACAUUCCAAACUGAAUUGGGACAAUUGCUAGAUUUGGUUACUGCCGACGAAGAGCAUGUUGAUUUGAGUAGAUUUUCCCUCGAUAAGCACUCGUUUAUCGUCAUAUUCAAAACUGCCUACUAUUCGUUUUACUUGCCUGUUGCCUUGGCGAUGUUUAUGAGUGGAAUUAGUGACACAAGAGAUUUAGAACAAGUCAAAAACAUCUUGAUACCAUUGGGCGAAUAUUUCCAAAUACAGGAUGAUUUCUUAGACUGUUUUGGUACACCAGAACAAAUUGGUAAAAUAGGAACAGAUAUCAAGGAUAACAAAUGUUCAUGGGUUGUUAACCAGGCAUUAUUACAUGCAUCUAGUGAACAAAGAGAAAUCUUGGAUAAGAAUUAUGGACAAAAAGAUGACGAAAAAGAGGCUAUAUGUAAGAAAUUAUUCAAAGAGAUGGGAAUUGAAAAGAUUUAUACCGAUUAUGAAGAAAAUAUUGUUAACAAAUUGAAACAAGAAAUUGAUAAAGUUGAUGAAUCUAGAGGAUUGAAAAAGGAAGUGUUGACUGCAUUCUUAAAUAAAGUGUACAAGAGAUCAAAAUAA